Molecule: messenger RNA, 15867 nt
Organism: Miniopterus natalensis
Lineage: Eukaryota; Metazoa; Chordata; Mammalia; Chiroptera; Miniopteridae
Source: RefSeq, a predicted model, not a curated record
UCACUUAGUGAAAUGUCCUCCAGGUUCACCCAUGUUGUUGCAAAUGACAGUGUGGUUUUUUUAAGGCUGAAUGAUAGAUAUUCCACUGCAUGUACACUGCAAUUUAUGCACUCAUCUGCCAAUUGACACUUAGCUGUUUUUUUUCUAAUAUAUGCAUUCAGUGCUAUAAAUUUUCCUCCAUUCACUGCUUGUGCUGCAUCCAUUUUUUAAAAGAAACAGUGAAACAUUUAUAUAAAUGGAUAUUUGUCUGAGUAUAUUUGUCAUUGAAUGAGAAGCAGUUAUGGAAAAAUGUUGACAAUGUGUCAUAUGGGAAGUGUUGUAAUUGAUCAGAUUGUGUUCACCAAGUUUUAAUAACAAUCCCCAAACUGACUCAGUUACUUCUGUGACUAAUAAGUAGAUAGACACAUGUUAGUAUCAUUCAGGAUUUAUAUCUAGUCUCUUUGCAUUCGUAGAUGUUGAAGUUGUGUUAUAAUGAAUGAAUGAAUGAAGUCCUAUCACAAUUAUUUAAAAUAAGACAAAGCACAGAUCAGUGAGUACCAUGAUUAAGGAAACAAUGAUAAUGAUUAAUUUGGGUUUUCACUGCUGAUGUUUAUAUAAAGAAAAAUUCCUGGCGUGCUCCCAUUUUUGGUAAGAGACAUGUGGCUCAUUGCAUGGAACAGUAUUUCUGUCCUGGAUUACUGCCUGUGUAGCCAUUUGACUUCUUAAAUGUAAUGAGCACAUGGCUAAAUCUCCCGUAAGUAGUUAAAUAAGUGAAUAAGUGAAUGAAUAAAUGAAUGUAUAAAAUAAAAUCAAGCAUGAGGCAUUGAGAAUGUAAAAUAAGGAUUUAAAUGUGACCAAUUUUGCAAAAGUAGCAUCCAUUGCUAUUAUCCUUUAUUCUGUUAAAACUUAAACUGUAAAGAUUUUUUGGUAGAUAUUGUUCUUAUUCUAAUGUAGAUUCAGCAGUGGCAAUUACAUUAUUUAAAAACAAAGGGGAAACACUGGAUUAAUGAAAAAGUACCAAAGUUUAUUACUAUCCAGUUCCCCUUUAUUCACAUAAACUAAAAUGUAGGUUAAUUCUACUUUGUCAUCCACAGAACUGCUACAGGACAGCAGCUUUUUCGUUUUCUGAGAAAUAAAAUGUUGGCAGUUAGCUCUGUGGAUUAAAGCCCUAGCUAAUUUUUUCCUUUAUGGAAUGAACGUUCUCUCCUGGUGAGCACCCUGGCUGUCACUUCUGGGACUAAGGAGCGUAAAGACUGGAAAUGAUCGCUCCCUGCUGACUUAAGCAUCGUUCAUGGUCAGGAGCUCUCUGGUUGCCCGUGUGUGUUCGGGGCAUGGAGACCCAUGCGUUAGGUGGACACCCCCUCGCUGAGUUCAGCGUUACGCCCUGGCCAGCGAUGUCUCUGUAGGCGCCUGGAAGCCAACAGCGGGCUUCCUCCGCGUCCACGGGCUCUGCGGUUGCCGCCUUGCGUAUCGAGGAGAGGCCAAUGUGAGUAAUCGAUUGAAAAAAGUUUAUGUUUUGAGAAUUUUUUCUCGAAUAUUCAUUGUAUCAUUAAGAAUGUGAAAUAUAAUCCAGGACGCCCGCCGGCUAUCGUCAAUGAUAAAUAUGAGAUUGGCCUGAAGCAUUAUCUUUAUUAAUCCAUCUGUGAAACCCUGGUGAUAACUAAUAGAAGAGAUCGAUCGUCAGUCUGGCAAAUAAUCCUAUAUGGAGAUGCAGGAUGUUUGUUCCUCUUAGUCUUGUUUAUUUUUAUGAAUCAUACCGUUUUAAAAUUUAAUACUAGUGAAUCAAUACAUUAAUUAACGAACGUGUGCAGAUAAGAAUGAUAUGAAAGAUGAACAUUUAUUGAAAAUAAUGAAGUUCAUUAAGUUGUCCUCUUGGAUUGCGUCAUUUGUUUAAACGUAAUCAUUGAAUUAUUAAAACGUAUUAAAGUGUAAUUAAAAUGUAACCAUGGCCCAAUGAUCAAUGUGAUAUGAAACAUUAUGUUAUUAAUCUAUAAUGGGCAACAUUGAAGUUGAUUAAUGGGAAAGAAUCAGUCCAUGUGGGAAAUAAUUCUAUAGACAAAUGUGAGUUACUCAGUGGUUUUUGUCCUUGGAUUUUAUGAAUAAUGUGUUCAUUUAAUUAUUCUUAAUGAAUUAAUGAUUUAGUGUAUACAAAUGUAGAGAAGAAUGAAGGAAAGGAGACCCAAACCUGAACCAUUGGCAACAGCUGAUGGCGUAGGAGUCACCGAUGCAGGAGAAUAUGUGUCUGGAACUAUAAGGUCCAACAAAACAUAAUUAGUCAGAUCCCUCUUUUUAGAAGUAGUCUUGUGGACAGAUAUUAGAAAUAUACAAAGAUCACUUUCUUACCGUGGACUCAUCAAUUUAUAUGUAUUAUUAUUGGAUCAGUGAUAGAACUUUUAAAGAAAUAUAGUAGAGUAACCCCUUAAAUUUAAUAAAAAAGAGAGAAAUAAAUGGAUCCAAGAGCCAAAUGGAUCCAGUUUGGCCAAGAAUCAUAUAGACUCUGAUAAGUAAGAAUCCAUUUUAUUUUCCAGGUCAGCUUCAAAUUUGAGGUGGUUCCUUUUGUUAAGAGACAAAACGAUCUACCUUAUGAAAAUUACUGGAAACGUAAAUGACUUAACAAGUGAAACGUGGAAAGGACGAUCCGUCCCGAUCGGGCUCCCUUGUCUUUCUCAGUCCCCAGCUCUGCCUUUUCCUCCUCAGGAUGACACGCUCUUGUCAUCGGGGAGUCUUUUCUGGUCACCAUCCCUGUGUCUCAGGUGCAUGAAGACCUACGUGAGUCAUAAAGUUCUCAUCUUUAUCGGACAGGCUUUAAUUAAAGGAUAUUUACUGUCCCGUUAGAAGAGUGACCGUAAUUCAAAAGCCCAGCCAUGGCCAAUGAUAAAUAGGGGGUUACUGUCAUGCAGUGUAUUUAUUAAUCUGUUUAUGAUAGAUUAGGGGUAAUAUUUCAAUGUGAUAAACGAUUCUAUAGAUAGAUGGAGAAUAUGCAAGAUUCCUAUUCUUUAUUUUUGUGUGGACCAUGGGUUUUUUAAAAUUAGCAGAAGUGACUUAAGGAAUUACCUAAUGAGACAGUGUGCGGGGGGAGGCACAGCCCACAUGACUACAUGCCAGACGGUCGCCUACCCGGGAGGAGCGGUCCCGUCUCAGUCCCCUUACCGCUCCUUUCCUUUGCCCCUCUCAGAACGAAAUCGCCCGAGGGGGUUCCAGCGCCUCUGGGGAGCGCGAGUGUGAGUCACAGGCCGCGGCCUUGUCUCGGUUGGGGCGCUUUGUUUAGGGUGUCACUGUAGCACCCUAGAAGGUAUGAAGUAGAGGAAAACGGACCGUCCAUGGUCUGUCUUUGCAGCCAUGGGGCUGAUGACUGAGAAGAGGGGUAAUCAGUGAGGCCUUGGUCCUAAGGAAGUGUGACAGCGAUCCUUGCAUUUCUGUGACUCCCAGAUGUGUGUUCAGUUAUUAGUAGCAGACCGAGGACUAACGUAGGUGAGAAAUAGGAGGGAGAGGCCCCCAGGGACCGCCGAUGGCAGCGGCGGAGGCCGGUCGCCCUGGUGGGUACGAUGCGUCCCCAUCGCCGGCGCCCAGGGAGGCGCUGGAGCCCGCGGUCUCGUCCGAAGUGACCCUAUGGGCAGAUAUGGGGGAGGAAAAAGGACCGUUUUCUCGGUUCGUUUUCGUGAAUUUCGAAUCCAUUCUAAUAAAUGGCUCCAAAAAGAAUUAAUACAAGUAUAAAUAAAUGACGAUAAAGGGGAACACAAUGAGAGUUAGUAACACUUGCUGAGGACUGCGCGUUUCGUUAAGGAGCGGGAAUGGCUCAGGUGUCCCCCCUCUUUGGCCAGGACGAUGCCCUCGGUGAGCAGAGGCCCAGGUUCCUGCGCUUGGGCUGGGUCCAGGUCCACGUGGUGCGGGUCGGGGAGGAGCGCGCGCUGUGCGCCCGAGUGACUGGGGACCGAGGACCCGUAGACCGUCCCUCAGCCGCGUUGUCACCUCUGCUUUGUGUUCCUCAGCUCAGACACACGACUGACCAGGCCUUGGUGGGCAUCAGGAGCUCGGCUGGCCGUCCCUCGGGACAGGUUCACUGACCUUGAAAGAAGACCGAGAGACGGAGACCCCACCAGCGCCGUUGCGCUUACCUACCGCUCCCGGGUCCACGCGAGACAUUUGCUUGCUUCUCAAAAGUUCACGCGACGGUAACCACACAAACGUCUGAGUCAAUGAAGGAAAAGCAGGGCCAAAUGUGGAAGGGCGAGGGCCAAUGCCCUGAGACAGACGUUGUCACCAGUCCAUUUCCAGUGAACUGAAAUCCUUUCAAAAUAAGACAGGCUCUUAAACCUUAGCUUGAGGGACCCAGGGAGAGACGUACGUAAUUGUCCAUUUCAUGUUCAGUGCUGUGUCUUUAUAGGAGGUUGUUAAAAAGUUAAAUGGUAAUAUAAUUGUAUAAUUUUAUCAACUAACUACAUUCAAGAGGACCGAGCAGACAGCAGUGACAAGCACGUGUCAUAUGACAGUUAUUAUUGACCCCGUUGGCCGCAGUGUGGUCUGUGGCUAGUCCUUCCACUUUGUCAAUCAAAUCACCACCUUGUGCACCUUACAGAUUUAUAACUAUAUUUGUCGGUUUCCCUCGAGAGAGUUGGAAGAACGUAGACAGUCCCCCGACUCCCGUGCGGGUGAGCAACUGACGGCUCCUGCCGGUCACUGUUGCUGUCUUGCGUUUGUGCACAGGCUGAUUUUAUUGUCAUUAAUUAAUAAAUGGUUAGUAUUUUAAUAAGAUCAAGGCAGCAGAGCACCCGACCAGCGACGGGUAUGUGCUGAAACAUCACUCGUCGGUUCUGUUCCUCUUAUGUCCGUCUUAAGAAAAAAAUUUGCUCUUACCAGUUCGAGUAAGAGGAAUUAGAACCACCUAAUACGCUUUCUCUGCUGGGGUUCCGGGAAGUUCAACAGUUUUUAUUUUGUUUAAGAGAAAUUAAUAGUUUGCCCAGUUUUUCACCAAUUAAAUAAUGAAUGAAAGGAAGUUAACUAAGCUAUUAAUAAGUGGCUGUGCUCCUCCCUAACAUACGGACCUUCGAUGCGGAUGCGCCGUGUGGGGGGCUUGCGAGGGUGUCCGCUUCAGUGCAGUUCCUUUAAAGUUUCAGGAUUUUGCCUUCGCCCUGUGUCACCGCCUCGAUCCGUUCCUCAGAGGGACAGAUCUAAGCUCCGUGAGUGAGUCAGUCCCAGGAUGCCGCCAGGCUUUGGGAGCGGGGUGGGUGGCGGUGGCACGCUCGUCCCCUCGCGGCCUGAAGAGCAGCCGAGCCCAGUGCGCCCGGGCGCGCUCCCGGCCUGUCUGCCGCCGGGUUUGUCUCUAUGUCGCUCAAGUUCAUUUCCAAACAGCGCGCGGCCUAUUGCGCGUCUGGGGAUAAGCCCUGAGCUAGAGUUUAGUGAUUUUCAAGACUCAGGAUGGGGUUUCAGUGGACUGCGGGGUUUAUGGCGUGACUUAGGGGACGAACGGGAGAAUCAGGAGGCUGGAGAGGUGGCCGAUCGAUGGGCGGGGACACAGAGCGGAAAGCGGGCUUCAUUCAGAAUGGACGCCGCGAGACAGGUUCCCUCGCCGCGGCUCUGAAACCCCGCAGGCCGUUGGGAAGCAGCCGUGCCAGGGGGUUGCCUCUUUGGCUUGAGAAAUCCCGGGCAGUGGUCCUCAGGCUGGGGCAUGAGCAUCCCCUGGGCGCCGGAUAAAGUCCAGACUGUGGGCCCCCGCAUGUCUGAGUCGGUAGGACUGCGUGGGGCCCAUGAAUGUGAGUUUCUAAUAUGUUCCCAGGUUCCGCGGGUGCUGCCUGGUGGGAAACAGCGUUUGGAUAUAGUCCGAUGUCGGUAAUGAGAGCUCAUGCCCUUCCUCUGGUUCGCAGGUGAGUUCUGGCUUGCUUGUUUUAAUAAGAAAUAAUAAAGUGGCAUAUGUUAAUUCAUAAAUAUCUAAAAGUCUAAGUAAAUGAAAGCAGAAAAGCUAGUUCAGGGGAGGAAAUGCCUCAUUCCUUCAACAUUGUCUUUAUACCCCAAGAAUGGGCGCACCACUCAUGACUGAAGCACCCGAAUCCCCCGGCCGCCUCCAGCUUAGGAAUCGGUUUCCAGUGAGCCAGCGGCUGCAUGGCCCAUGCAGUGAAACCAGGACAGGUUUUUCCCUCGAAUUCCUUAAUUGAUGGACAUGGACCCUAUUUUCUUGAGGAGGAAGGAGCACCUAGGAGAUGAAAGUGCUGAGCGAGUGCACCGACCUGCCCUCCUACGUCUGCUGUGGCCAAGAACUGUGCGGGGCGCAGGGACCAACGUGAGUAGUUGCCACGCUCUUGUCUGGGUGCGUGUGGCGUGUGACUAGUUUAAGAACAUUAACUAUUCUUCAGAAAAGCGCAGUGAAUGAAGUUCACCGUGGCCCCCCCAUGGGGUUCAUGGGGAACGUGUUCCUUAAGGGAUUCGUGCAGCACUGACCUGGAGUAAUUAGAGGCAGAGUUGCGGGGAAAUUAUUCUGUAGACAGUUGUUAUGGAGGCUUAGGAGCCUUGUUCUUGGGUUAUUGUGAUCAUGUCAAUUAAUUUUGUUAUUAUUUGUCAGUUGAAAAGUUAAUAGAUCAAGAAAUGUAGACAUGAAUGAGGGAAGAGAGGGAAAGUCCUGGGGCAAUGAUGGACAGCUGGUGGGGCGUGAGUCAUGGACAGUGGCUAAGACAAGGAUCUUUUUCUUUGACUUGUGACCAUGGAUUUUUAAAAAUAUUAUUAUAAAAAUAUCAAUAGCAGAAUAAAGAAAUAAACCAGUGGGUCAAGAUUUAGAGUGUGAAGGAAUGUUUAUUAUUAAACUAUAUAAUAAAUAAAAUAUAUAUUAAUAUAAGUUGGAAUGUAUAUUGAAUGAACCCAGUAUAUCAUAUCUUUACUAAGUAUGAUAUAGACUCUAUCUAGAUCGUGAUAAGCAAUAGUUACAAUUUUGACAUUUGGUUGAUAAAGAGAAUUAUAAGUAUAUAUUAUAUUAUUAAUUUAAAUAAGUACCCAAAUGACUGUGCAUGUGAAUGGUGGAAACAGUGGAUCAAUGGAGACAAUGUCUCAAUCUUUUUAUCACCUUCUCUGCUUCGUACUUUUCAGAACAGAUGCUGUGAUCAAGGUUGUCAUUACCUCUGUGUCAAGAAAGAGACUAACAAUGGACGCACUCGAGCCGAUGGCUGCGCCUUCCCGGGUCGCCAUGCCUGCCCGGUGGCCUCUGUGUGUCAGGAGCGUGGGCACCAAGAAUGGACGCAUCUGAGCUGAUUUCAGCACCUUCCGUGGCCCCGCGCUCCCGGUUGUACCCGUGUGUCAGGAACAUGGGAAAGAAGAAUGAAUGCAUCCGGCUGAUCCCUGCAUCUGCUGGGACGGAGGUCAUGUUACCUGUCGGGCAGCAGAGACUGAGCUCAGUAAUAGGCAAGGAUCUUACUGGGGUUUGGGUGAUUUUCUUUUAUAAAAGAAAAAGCAUUCACGGUAUUAUUAUAAAGUAAUGUAUAUAAUUAAAAAGUUAAUGUGGAUCAGUGAGGAAUAUAAUAUGAAAUAUUAUGUUGAUUAAUUGUCAAUGUGCAACACUGACGUCAAUUAGUGAAACAUAUAAUCUGUGUGGCUCCGAAGUGAGUCAGGGGUCUUUUUCUUGUGAUUUUAUGGGUCAUGCAUUUAUUUUAUUGUCAAUGAAUUCGUGAUUUAAUCAUUACACUACAGGAAUAAGUAAAGAAAAGGAGACCCAAAAAUGGGCCACUAGUGAUGACUUGUCACCUAUGAGUUACUACGUUGAGUACUAGUGCCUGUGUCUUGAAUACAGAAGAAACAGAAUUUUGGUUUCUCUUCUGUUGUAAACGACCCCCUAGGUUGAUGCUGGGAGUAUACAAAGAUUAUGUUCUUAUUUUGAGUACUCGUAUUUAGAUUUAUUGUUAUUAACAAAUCAGUAAUCAAAGCAUUAAGAAUGUAAUUAACAGCUAAAGAGAAGAGAGUGAAACAUUGUCCAUCUAGGAACGUAUGUCCUGAGGCAAGAAAUAUGUUGAGUUACAUUAAAAAUUAUUGUGUAAUAAAUGGAUGAAGCAUUGGCCUUUUUGUCAAAGAACCAUGUAGAAAUUGAUGAGUAAGACUCAGUACUAUUGCUCUGGGUCAGUCUCAAGUUUAAGAUUUUCUUUAGUUAAGAGAAAAUAUAUUACAUUAUGAAGCAUUAAUGUCUAAAAGAAUAAAUAAAAUGCAGAAAAGAAGCAUCAGUAAAGAUAAAGUUUGCAAUUUUUUAUCUUCUGCUCCGCUUUGUACUCCAUAGAGUGGAUGCACCCUAAGGAUUCUCCCAUAGUCGCAAGCUCUCCGGUUGCAUUCAUGUUAGAAGCAUGUAGGCCAUAAUGAACACAUGAAGCAUUUCCUGGUGGUGGGAGCUCUGACUGCUUACUUGUGAGAGGCGCACACACCAAUAAGGACGGCAUUUGAGCUGAUGGAACCACCUUCCCUGUCCAUAAGCCCUUUGGUGGCAUCUAUGUGAUAAAAGCAAGGCGGCCAACAAGGUGCGCUCAGGCCGAGCUCAGCUGCCACCUUGCCGGGAUUGCCCUGCCGCCCCUGUGCCUGGAGAGACCAGGGCGGCCACACUCCAGGCGCCUCAUAGCCUUUCUGGGUCGCAGCCCUGCGGCGCCGUCGGGGGUCGGAGCUCAAGGACUAAUGUGCUCCAGCUGUUUGCAGCUCUGUCCUGGCCACGUUUGCUCUGUUGCCUCCACGUUAGGAGAGAGACCAAGGUGAGCUGGUGGUGGUUGAUCUGCGCCGCCGAGCUGUACGACCACGUGCCUGUGUGAGGAGCACACGGAGCGAUGUGAGUAAUGGCCAUGGUUCCUGUCUUGAUUGUAGUGAUUAUUUUUUCCAGAAUAUUCCAUGCAGCAUUCAGAAGUUUUAUAUAGGAUUAUAAAGGCCAAUUGUAGCUCAGUGAGAAAUAUUGGAUUUUAUGAAACAUAGUGAUCAAUGUAUAAAUGCAAAACAGCGUACUUUUUAAAAGAUAUGUUAGAUCCUAUUUACAGGUUAGGGAUACCAUGACUCUUUUUGUUUUUUUGGGGGGGCGGGAAGAAUUUGGGUUUUAAAAUUAUUAUGAAUGAGUUAUGAAUUAGUCAAUAAACAAUGUAGACCUGAAUGAAAAAAGCUGGGGCAGUAUUGGUUGUGUGGUGACCGCGGGCGGCCAGUGAGACCUGCGCGAUGCCUGUAUGUUGAACUGUGGGCCCCACACGAGAGAAAUGUAGUCCAUUCCCAUCGUCUGAGGGCUCCCAUACACAGGUGUCCGGAGUAUAUGAGCAUCUUGUUUUUGAUUAAGUGGCUCAGUGGUUCAAGGUCGUUAUUCUUUGAGCAAGGAUGAUUCAGAUGUUCAUACAUAGUAGUAAAUGUCCAUGUUUUGCGGGGGUCAGAUCAAUAUUGUUCAUUUAUUCAUGAGAAAUUACAAUACACGUUGUCCUAAUACGUUGGAGACAUAAGUGGCUGCCUCAGUGAAAGGGAAACGCGAUGACCGAUGUCACGAUGUCUCAGCCUUUUCUCUGUUAUGUGCUCCGCCCCGUGCUUUCCAAGUGGUCACAGCGGGGCGAUUUCUGCACAUUCUGUGGUCAGGAGCCCCACGGCUGCCCCUGUGUACCAGGACCAUGGGCCCCAACGUGAGUAAGAGUCAAACUUCUUUUCUUGGCUUUGUGUUUUUGUUUAAAAAGAUUUUCACUGAAUUAUUAAAGAUGUGAUAUAAAAUAAACAAAUUAUAACCGUGGCCUAUGAAGCAGUAUGUUAAUUAAUCUUUUUAGAAAACUUUGAAGUUAAUGAAGGGAAGAUUUAUAGGCAGUAGGAAGUAAUUCUAUAGACAAAUGUUAGUGAUAUUUUAGGAUUUUCUUUCACUUUUUGUGACCUUUAUGCAUUUAUUUGGUUAUUCUUAGUUUUUUGAUAAGUUAAUAAAUCAUGUAAACAUUAAUGACUACAAGGAGGACCUAACCUGCACCAGUGAGGGUGACUGGUCAAGUACAAGUCUUGGGUGAGGAAUACUGUCGGACUGAAACUGAGGCCCAACGCGGCCAUAAAUCUAUUAAUCGCUUCCACCAAGAGAUGUCUACAAUAGACUAUGGUCACAUUCUUGCGUGAAUUUCAUAGAAGUAGAUUUGUUAUCACAUAAUGAUGGGACCAUUCAACAAAUAUAUAUAAUAAUUUAAAAUAAGAGGGUGAAGCGUUACUUGAUCUUCAGAGUGUGGGGCGAUGCCUCGUAAGAGAUAAAUGGGUACAAGCCUCACCUCUUUAACUGAGUCCAUAAAUCCUCUGAUAAGGAGAGCCCAUUUUAUUCUUGGUUUUGAAGAUUGAUGUUUUCCUUUUGUAAGAUAGAUAUAUAUUUACAGAAAUAUCAAUACUAAAUUUAUGAACUAUGGAAAGCAAGCCUCAGUGAUGAUUGCCUCUCUCUCUUUUAUCACUUUCCACUCUGUCCUGAGAACGGCCACCCUCGAGCUGAUUCAAGCCCCUUCCAUGGCCCUGAGCUGGACAGUUGCCUCUGUAGAAGGUGACGAAGGUUCAUGUGAGUAACAGGAAAAAUUCUUCUUUUGGUUUCCAUGUUUUUAAAAAAAAUAAUUAUUAGAUAGUCCUGAAAGAGGAUUAAUUAAGGCAACUGCAUCUUCGUGAUUAGCAUUGGAUUUAUGAAACAUUACAUUGAUUAGUCCAGUGAAAAACUGAGGAUAAUUAACGAAAGUGAUACAUUGAUGUUAGAAUAAUCAAUGGAUCGAAUAGGGAUUUAAAGGUUCCUCUAGGGUUUUUAUGUAUCAGUGUUUAGAAAUUAUUAGUAGUAAAUUAAUGAUUUAAUCAAUGAACCUAUAGAAUUGACCGAAGAAAAAGCGAUACGAGAUCGAUGAGGAGCGCGGGUGGCAUCUGACCCGAUGCGAUGACUGUGUCGAUCUCUGAGGUCCGGCAGAAGGACGUUUGGGCCCUUCCUGUUGAUUUAAGGGAAUAUAGACAGAUGUCAGGAGUGUACGAGGAUCUUGGUUUUGACCCGAGUCUUCAUACAUUUUCAUUCUAUUAUUCUAGUUGGAUAAUCGCGAGAAUCUAUAAAUUUACAAAUAAGUAAAGGUCAGUGUAGCCAAGCCUCGCCCAAUUAUAAAAAUAUGUGAUUGGGCAAGAAAUGUUAUUGACACGUUAUGAAAACCCUCAAGUUCAAUUUGAAAUAGGGGCGAGUCGUGCCCCGCGGGAACAGCGGGCCUGCCCCCGAGCGCGGCGCAGCGAGGCCCGCGGCGCGGGGGCUCCGCUCCUUCCCGCGCUCUGCUUCGGGCGUCCCAGGACCAACGCACUGGCCUCGCUGCGGGACUGACCCCCCUCGGCCCGAGCCGGGAGCUGGCCCGCGUGAGGAACCAUGAACGUUCGCAUCCCGGUUCUGCUGGUGUUUGUAAGGGAGCCACUGUAUUAAUAAAAAGUUUUUAAUACAAUCAAAGCGGGGGAGCCGCAUCCUAGUAACAAUUACGGGAUUGAUCGGAAGCACUCUAUCGAUUCAAACGCAGAGAAAACUGCGGAUCAUGACAGAUAGCGGCGUAGGAAUGGUGCUUGGUGCAUGUUCGGGAUGUUAAGGUCUCGCUGAGCUUUUGGGACUCAUAGAGUUUUACAUUUUAAAUUCGAGAAUUAAUGAAUUAAUCCAUAAGCCAUGUAGAAAUGAAGACAAAGUGUCCUCCGGCCAGAGUCUGAGUCUCAGAUGCUAAAUAAUGUGUGAACUCUGGGGUCUUCCUCUGUGUGCAUUUUUGUUUGUUAUUAUAAUUGAAUCUGAUUUAUUAAUUAAGAAAUAUAUAGAAAUAAAUGGUAGUUGUGGUGUCCGAUUGAAAACACAUGCGGGGAGGCAAUAAAUUCUAUUCAUAUAACUUGAAAAUAAUGCCGUCCUAGGAGAAAUCAAUGGUGCCUGACUGUGCCCCUUGUUUGGCUACAGGUGACAUAGGCGGGGCAGAUGGUAGUGUUUAUAUUCUGGGGCAGUGGAAAGCUCACAGUGGUUUGUUUCCAUAAAAGACAUUGAGAUGAAUAUUCUCCAGUAAAACUGCCUCGAGGUAAGCGAGGGGUGACGGGGGAAGUCUCUGCUUUGUCGGCUGCUUUGCUCUCUGCCCCACAGGAUGGACACCAUCCCCCUACCGGCGGCACGGAGACCGACGUGAGUCAUAGUCAAAGGUCCUGUCUGGGUUUCAGUGAUUGUUUUUCAGUGUUUUGAGUAUAUGUCUAAAAAGUGCCAUAUAGAAUCAAUGAAGUCCACCGGUAGUCCAUUGGUCAAUAUUGAAUUAAUAUGAAAUAGUAUAUUGAUGAAUGUGCAAAUGAAAUUUGGGGUUAUUAAUGAAGGAGAUAUAUUAUGUGAAGAUUAUUCUAGAUACAUAAUAAGGACCUUGGGUUUCUGAAUCAUUAAGUUUCAAAAUUAUUAAUAAAAUUGAAAAGACAUUUAUUAAGUAACAAAUGUAGUGGGGUAUUUCCUCUUUGGUUAAGAAUCCGAGACAUUAAUUAGUAUGACUUUAUUGUAUUGUUCUGGGUCAGUCUCAUGUUAGAAUGGAUAGAGAUACUUUAAUAUAACAGAAGAAAGGUCCACCUCCUGAGUCUAUGAAAUGAGGUCAGCAAGGCUCAGCGUCCCCUGGCCUCUCAGUGUCAUCGCGUGCCCCGCCCUGUCCUUCUACCCUGGCGCAGCCGGGCUGCUCCUGCCUCGUCCCUGGUCACCAGCUCUCUGGUCGCCUCUAGGUAACAAGAGGAGGAGAUUAAUGUGAGUAAUAGCCGAAGUUUUAUUUUUCUUGGUUAAUUGUGGGCUUUUUUUAAAGGCAGUUCACUACAGUAUUAAAAAUAUAAAAUAUAAUUAAAGAAGGAAUGCAUGUCGGUGAUCAGUUCUGGCUCUGUGAACCCUGAUUUUGACCAAUGCACGUAUGGAAAGGGGGGUAAUUCACCCAGGAGCUCCACCAGGGUGAGCGUUCACAUGUGUGCAGGUUAGGGGCAUAAAAACUCGCCUUGGCUUUCAAUGAGUCAUUGUGUUUAGAUGUUAUUAGUGGAUUAAUGAUCUAUAAACAAUUAAAAAGGGGGAAAACGGGAUCGGUGAUGACUGCUGGUGGCCCUUCGUCACAUAGCUGGCUACAUACGUGUCUGGAACCCUGAGGUCCAUCACAAAAGGAAUCUCGUCCACUCCAGUUGUUUGGAGGGACCCUAUAGACACAUGUCAGGAAUAUAUGCAGAUGUUCUUUUUGACCUCUAUGUUCCUACAUUUCCAUUUUAUUUAUUAUAAUUGGAUCAUUGAGAGACUCUAUAAGGAAAUAUAUGAGUAAGGAUGAAUGUCCUGAAGUCUUGUCCAAUUUUAAGAAUAUGUGAUUAUAGGAGACAUCCUGCUGAUAUGGGAUGAAAACCCUGAAGUGUAACGAGAAGGAAAUGGCAUGUGACUGUAGCCUGUAUGGCGAAGGGUGACAUGGACAGUGUGAGUCACAGACAGUAUUCAGAUCCCGGGUCAGUGGCUAGAUCAACGCUGUUCGUUGUCUUAGGAGGAAGAGGUAUUGAUACCCACGUAGCGACUUGCCCCCUGCCUGGCGAAAUCAGAGGUGAGAAGCCACAGUCCGUGGGGAGAAGGUCUCACUUCUUUGUCAUCUGCUCUGCCUGUUACCCCUCAGGGUGGACAGAUUCGGCCCGUUCUCCGGGUUCUCCCUUGACCGUGCGCCCUACGAUUGCACCUUGUUUCAGGAGCCUGGAGACCAGCAACGGACGCUCCUGAGCGGAUUCAAGCCCCUUCAGUGUCCCGAGCGCUCCCGUUGCGUCUGUGUUGUAGGAGCAUGAGACCCAUCCUCGCGGCGCGGCUGAUGCGAUUACGGCGGCGGCUCUGUGGCUGCGGCGAUGCGUUAAGAGCACGGAGAGCAAUGUGAGUCACAAAGUCCUUGUCUUGGUUUUGAAGUUUUUUAAAAGGUUUUUGCUGCAUUUUUAAAGAGUCUGAAAUAUGAUCCGUGAUUGCCAAACAUGCUAAAAAGAAUAUCGGUGCUAAUACGAAGUAUUACGUUAAUUAACCCUUGUAGGAAAUCUUGAGGUCGUUAAUGAAAGAUACGUGUUGUUUGUGGACAGUCAUUUUAUAGUCACCUGUUAGAGGUGCUUAGGAAUCUUGCUUCAGGGUUUUGUGACCCUCUGGGCAUUUAUUUUAUUAUCCUUAGUGAGUUGAUGCAUUAAUCAAUUAAAGCAGGUAGACGUGGCUGAAGAUCGUGAGGCUCCGGCCUGGGAGAUGACGGUGGCGGGUGGGGCGCGUGGGUCUUGCAUCAUGAAUUCUCCCUGGAGUUCCAACGUCCAACUCCAAAGAAACCCAGUCCUUUCUCCCGUUUGAAAUGAUCCUAUAACGAGAGGUUAGGUGUAUAAAAAAUCAUGUUCUUGGUCUCUGUGUAUGUGAAUAUUUAAAAAUAUUAUUGGAAACAGCAAGAUACAUAAAUCUAUAGUGGGAACCACUAUAACAAUAAGGUGAACCACUAUUCAAUUAAAAAAUACAUAAUAAAGAAAUGUGAUAAUAGAAAAUGGAAUGGAGAAUAUCACGACCCAGCGUAUAUGUCUUUGAGUAACAAUGACAGACAGUGGUAAAUAAUAGUCAGUUACGAACUGAAUUAGUUACAACUUUGACAUUUGAUUUAUUGAGGGGAAAAUAAAUAACUAUUGCCUUAAAAUAAUAAAUGCCUCAAUAAGUAUGCGAAUGAAUGGUGGGAACAUGCAUCAAUGGAGAGAAAGUCUCACCGUUUUUGUCCUGUUUUUGUCUGGUCUUCUCCCUUCCGAAUGGACACUGGGCCGGGUUCGGGUCCUGCCGUCUGCGUCCCGGAGGUGGCCAUGCCCCGCGUGUCUGCGCAGAGCCCAAGAAUGGCCUCGCCUUGGCUGCUUCAGUCAUUAUUUAAUGAUGAAGAUCUUGACUCUUACCUAUGUGGCCAAGGAGAUCAUAGAUCAGUGUGCUCUGCAUGGAGUCCUGGAAGGUGGUGUAGCCUGAGCACAAGCCCUCCCGAGAGGACCUCUCUGACGGUGGAGCGCUCCCUUCCUGGGGCGACCCCCCAAGACGGCGCCUGCCUGGAGGACGAUGGUGGUCGCAUGGUAGCUCCGUACCCAGAACACGCAGCUGUCCUGCCAACCCCUCUUCAAUCAAAACCCAGCGGGGAAGACUUCCUGGACACAAUAGAAGUUGUCAGCCCAGGUCCAAGGAGGACUUCCAGGAGGCGGUGCCAACCUUCGGGGAAGGAAGAGCUUCCUGGCUGGCUUCAGCAGCAACGCACAGGGGUAAGUGGUUGGCUCUACAUUUCUUUUGGUGGCACGACUCUGGGUCCUGGCCUCUUGCGUGGUAUUUGGGGAGGGGGCAUCAGGCUCUCGAGGAGGGGCCAACUUUCCACUUCAACCCCUUUGUCUGAUGAGAGCCCUCCAGUUCCACGCAGGGCUGGGUGCAGCCCACGCAGACCACAUCGCCUGCCUCCGGACCGUGGAAUGCGGGGACUCAUUUGCAAACUCUCACCCGAUGCUCCCACCUUGUUACGUAAACCGUUGCUGUGGGCACUCCCUGAAGGACACCGGGAAAGCUCCCGGAGAGAGGUUGUACAUGAGAUGUUCUCUUAUUGCUGGAAAAUAUUUCGUGGGCAACCUCUUUUUAGCAUCUAAUCUUCAAGGGGUUGUUGAUGGACCUCCAGAAAGACUCAUGCCAUCUGGUCUUCCCGGUGCAGUGUAGCCUCGGGACGCCUUGGGGGUGACCGAACACCCGUGAAGAUUCUGCAGUUCGGUUUUUGUUUCGUUUUCUUUCGUUUUUGACCAGUGCUAAUCCUUGAUACUCGAAGGAGAGGUGGUCCGUGUUGUCUUCUCUUUAUUUAUGAUGAAACAUACACGGGAAACCUCUUUUUUAGUAUCAGAUCCCACCCUGGAGGCACUUCCUGUUGCCGAUGCGGCCUUCAGGGAGGGGACUCUGCCAGCUCUGAGGGGUGCGAGGAAGGA